Messenger RNA from Cheilinus undulatus (humphead wrasse), 10683 nucleotides. It is a transcript of the gene fam110b, whose product is annotated as family with sequence similarity 110 member B. The record is from RefSeq and is a predicted model, not a curated record. Bases 767 to 2194 code for a protein of 475 amino acids. Lineage: Eukaryota; Metazoa; Chordata; Actinopteri; Labriformes; Labridae. The transcript is spliced from 5 exons.
GUAGGAGCUAACAGGAUGCUGUCAGGCCGAGGAGACGCAGCGCCCUAACGGACCGUUACCGACGCAGCAUCCUUUGUUACCGGGGCAGAGAUGAAGCUGUGAGGACCACUGAUAACCUGCAGCCUCUGGAGGAGAAGGGGGAGGUGACCAGAUCAAGCAGCAAAAGUCUGGAGAACAUUAACAAGAGAUAAUAAGCUCGGGGUCAACACCAAGUCCAGCCAAUAGGACGGCUCCAAACUGAUGGUGUGCUGAGCUGAGCUGAGAUCUGUAGCGAGGGUGGACAGGCUCUCCUUUCCCACCGUCCUCUGAAGCACUCGUCCACACCACUGACUCCCUCUCCUCCUCUCUGCCCCUGCUCUCUGUACUCUUGUUUUCUCUCCUCCUAUUGGCCGAUCUGUCCUCUCUCUCUGCUCUCUUUCUCUCUCCUCCUAUUGGCUGAUCUGCCCAUCAUGGUGGAUGAUCCGGUCAUCUGAACCUAAGCCCCCGGCCCCCUGAGACUUCUCCAGGCUGACUCUCUAACAGUGACCAUCCUCCCCAGGCGAUGCUCUAGUUCAUGUGAACACAGCCCUCCACAGCCUCCCCUCCCAGAGUCUCUCUACCGGGUCCCUCAGGCCAUGCAGAGGGCCGGGGGCCUCGUCUCUUUCUAGACUGUUCCCUUCUUCAUCUGGUGUCUUCAUGUUUUGGGGGUCCCCUGCUGCCCCCGCCCUGCGUCAGCCCCCCAGCACCCGCCGCCACCACGGCCGACCACCCCAGUCGCCUCGUUGCCAUGCCGACAGAGACACUGGCCCCAGCCCUGCCAGAUAGCAAGGCCGCCGGCCCCGCCACACCGUUCAGUUCUGCUGUACCGCUCCGCAUCCUGAAUAAAGGCCCCGACUACUUCAGGAGACAGGUGGAACCAAACCCGAAGCGCCUCAGUGCCGUGGAGCGACUUGAAGCUGACAAAGCCAAGUAUGUUAAGAGUCAGGAAGUUAUCAACGCCAAGCAGGAGCCAAUCAAACCCCCGGUGCUGGCGAAGCCUCUUGCUGGUCACCCCCUUCUUAAGAGAGGCUCUGGAAUUAGUGGAGGAGGACAUGGAGGCGGGCUUCCUUUCAAAGCGUCCAAUAACAAUGCCAAGUCGGACACGUGUGCGACGAGCAGUGGCAGCAAACGGGAGAACUUAAACCUGGAGAUCUUAAAGAACCUGCUCAACUCCUCCUCGUCUUCAGGGGCCAGAUCUGAAGGACUCGUGGGCGGAGCAAAAAGUGCAGUGCUGAUGAGGUCAUCAGGUGGAAUCACCAGGAGUUGGACGCCAUCAGGGAUGCCGCUGACCUACCGAUCUACAAUGACGUUGAAUGAACAACCUCCUGACUUGGCGCCCAGUCCCAGCACCUCCCACUCUCUGCGCUCCUUCUCCCAUUCGCUGAAGGUUCCUCCGGCCAACGCCACGGGGCGUCGUAGUCCUCAGCAGGGUGGAAACCUGAACCUGAGCCGCCGAGCUCUGGACGAGAGGGGAGGCGGGGUGAUGGAGCGCUCCCGCUCCCCUCUGCCCCCCCUCCUGACCUCCCACUCGUCCUCAGACCUGCUCAGACUCUGUAAUGGGAAACCGCUCCGUACAGCGCGCUCCAGCAGCUCUUCAGCCCCACCCCUUCCUCCUAAACCCAACCCAGCUUCCCUCCCUCCUCCUGCCCUCUCUCUGUCCCUGCCCCCUCCCCGUCCGACCCCCUCCCCUUCACUCUGUGACAACUCCACUCCCCAGUCGCUACCGUGUGACUUCGUCGACCCCUCCCGCUCGUCUGCUGAGCCCGCCCUGGAGGUGGAGCUUGGUACAUCUGUGGCUCGCCGCUCCUCGCUGCACAGGUCCAAGUCAGACCUGUCAGACCGCUAUGCCCGGGCUGGCGCUGACGUGGAGCGCUUCUUUAACUACUGCGGCCUUGACCCCGAGGAGCUGGAGGCCGUUGGCCCAGAGAACUUCGCACGAGCCAACUCGGACAUCGUCAGCCUGAACUUCAGGUCCGCAUCCAUGAUCUCCUCUGACUGCGACCAGUCCAGGAGGUCGUCCAACGAAGGACUGUCAGACGCAGAUGAGGACGAGGAUGAGGAUGCCGGCGAGAGAGUUCCAUAUGGUAUCUCAGCAGUGGAGCGGAAUGCACGAGUCAUCAAAUGGCUCUACAGCAUCAAACAGGCCAGAGAGAGCCAGAAGGUGUCCCACGUCUAGGGCCCAGCAGGAGGAAAUUCUGAGACUGGAACUACUUAUGUGAUUAAAAUGUCCCAUGUUCAGAACAGAGGAUGGAGAAAAUUCUGAGACUGGAACCUAGACUGGAACUACCCAUGGGGUUAAUGACUAAUAGGGAGGCGGGGCUUAGUUUAAUGGAUGAAUGAGAGGACACAUCUGUAGAAAAUCUAGAAAAACAAGAGAAGAGACAGCUUUGUUUUAUACAAGGCUUUAAAGGAUGACAUCAUCAAAGGUAGAGACUGUUGGUGAAGCUGGGGAUGUUGUGGGCUUUUCUUUCUGUUUUAAGGAUUAUGAUCCUGAUUCUUUAAGAUUUAAAACAAAACCAGACUCAUGAACAAAGAGAACAGACUGGACAGGACUACCAGAGUCUAAGGACACCGUCUCCGUUAGCUGGAGCUAAAACAUGCACUAUGAAAGGAUGUCUGACAUCAUCACAGAGGGUCAUCAUGGGAGUAUUUCUAAGGCCUGGAUACCAAACCUAGAGAGGGAGAAAGCUCAGUAUUAGCGCAGUUAUUCUCUGUUAGAAAUGAUGGGAGGGUUGAUUGCUCACUGAAUAAGGAAGAGAAAAGAGAACGACCAGUGGUGAAGAAUAGUCCAUCUUUGAACCAGCCAUGAUUAAGAUAACCUGUGAACUUAAUAGAGCUCCUCAGUGUGGUCCUAGAAGUGAAAAUCCCAUUCAUUUUCUCUAUAGUAGAUUUGACAAUUAGCCAUAUUAUCAAAUAUAUUCAAAUAAGGCUGACCAUGAGCUACCUGAGAGUGAAACCAUGGAAUAUUCUCCUGUAGAAGACAGAGUUAAUAGUAUAUUUAUCUACUACAAUACCCAUAAUCCUAGAGUGUCACACCAAUGUCUCUGAUUGGUGUAGUCUCCAGUACUCAAACUAGGCAAUAUUAAGGCAGCAUAGUUACAUAAACUCUACAAUAAAGAUGAGCUUUGAUAAAAGGUACUGAUGUGGUUUAGAAGCUUGAAAAACUGUCCUGAACAAUGAACACAAUAAAUCACAAUGGACUGUGGGAUAUGUAGUUUCUUCAGGUUUUAGGUAAAUAUGUCCACAGUCUUUUAUCUUUGCCUUAUUGUUUUCAAACACCGUUUUUAUGUGAAACCAAAUGUUUCACAGUUCUGAGUAUGCAGGUAGCUGGUUAGCAUGUUUCAUGCAUUGAAAGUGUUGUGUUAGGAUGUAGAGAAACACCUAUGGGGGAUUAGAAUGGAGAAUUUUACUUCCAGAACCAGAGCUGCUGAAAAAGUGGGCCAGCACUGCUGAGCUCUGUAGCGGGGUGUCCAAACUUUUUCCACUGAGGGCCACAAACAGAAAUAUGUCCGGAUGUUGGGACAACUUUAGUAUGCACAAAGUGAGGCACGUGAAAGUUUGUAAAACCAAUACAAUACAGUUCAGUCAGGACCACUUUGUCAAGAAACACAUGAUUUUACGACUUUAUUCAGUUAUUAACUAGCUCGUAUUGCUGUUAUUUAUGUUUGGCGGUGUGGCUGUUCUGGGAUCCCCCUGCCAUCCCCCACAUGGAAAGCAUAAAGCAGAACCAGCACAUGUUCCUGCCUUUCCAGUGCUGAAAAGGAAAGCCUGAGGCAGGGACAGAAGCAGCUAAAACCCAGAGCAGAGCAGCUAUCACUGACAACAGAAUGACGUUGAUAAAGUCAGAUGCAGAAUAAAGAAGAAGCUGGGGAGGAGGAGGGUUGCAACAGCAGCUUUAGAGAUGAUGGCAGAGCACGGCCAGGCAAGAGCAGCUUAAAUAAGGCAGCAUGAGAGUGAUUAGCCAAUAGUGUGCUUGGAGCAAAUCAGCUGGCCAUCAGCUGAUUAGGGCUUGUGUGAGAUCCGCAGAUCUAAUUUUGACAGCUCCAGAACUAAUGCUACAUGCUUGAUUUAAUGGCUGACAAGGAAAUUAGACAAUCAUUCCCAGGUAUUUGGGGAUGUCAGUCCGUUUUCAGGGGGUCCUAUUUGGCCCUAGCUACCACUGGCUCCGCCCCCUGGAAUAUUAUUGAUACUGCAAUUUGCUGCCAAACCCAUCAGGGAGUCAGAAAACAAAAUUGUAUUUUUUUGGUUGGCAAUGUGUUUCUCAUUUACAGUGUUGUCUCAAUUUAGUCAGAAAAUCACAUCAAUAAAAUAUUUCUGUCAACAUGUUUGUUUACAGAAUUAGCAUGGUAGUGCCACCUUGUGCUGGAACUAUGAAGUACAGUACAGUCAGGCACAAGCUUCAGGUGGAAAUGUGGGCCAUAUUCAAUUUUAUUUCUAGAAUUUGCAGCGGGCCAAUCAAAAUUGGACCAUGGGCCACAUUUGGCCCCCAGGCUAUAGUUUGGACACCCCUGCUCUAUAGAGAUGAAGACUCUGUAUUUUAUACAGAAUGUUUUAUCUGCUUUCCAGUCUCAUAUUUAACGAUUUCACUGGUUUGUCAGAACAGACGAGUGCUUCCAGGGAAACAUUAGCUCAAAGAACAUCAGCGCUGAGCAUCAGAUUAAACCAGAGUAUGGAACCUUUGACAGAUAGAGAACACAGAGACCUCCAACUGUGGUUUAAGUUUUCCUUCUCAUCUGAUCAGAUCAGAGCUGAGAGAGCUUCAAACCUUGCAGAGUAGACACAGGAAUCCACUCAGUGGGGAUCGGCAGACUAAAAGUUAAGUGGCAGACUUAACGAGCUGGAAGACGGUUAAUUAUGAUGCUUUCAGGAAACCUCAGUAAUUUAAAUGAACCUACCUGUGAAGAAGAGGAAUGAGUUUAAGGGAUAUAAAAUAGAUUUAACAGAAACUUGUGGUGGUGGUAUUGAUAAGGACUCACAUUAAUAAGGAGUAUCAAUGAAAAUAAACAAUCUCCAUCCCUAGAGGUCAACACUAAAACCAAGCCCGUAGAUGGAUUAAGGAACAGAAAGACCUCCUCCUGUUCUUCCCACCCUUCAGACCAUCACCACAAGAACGAGGACAUGGCGUCUACUGGGAGCUAGCUGGACCAGUCAGACUAAAGCACUGGAACCAUGUCAGCCGGGGUCUCCAGUCUCAGAGGUGCUGAAACUCUGUCAGUAUCCCAUAGCUGGAGCAGCUCAAGUACCAAGCGGAUUUUUAUUUUGAGAAGAGAAAAAGAAGAACUGAGCGGUUUACCAAUAAGCUGUUAGAAAUAGAAGAACAGAACGGUUUCUGGGUUUGUUCUCCAGAUAAACAUGAUUAAAUAGUCUUAAACAGCUACUACAGUGAGAGGGCAUGUGAUUCUUAGGAUGCAUUUUUUAGUACAACACCUGCACCAGGUCAUACAAACAGGAAAUUAAAUAAUAUUACAGCCACAGUGAUCAGUUUAAUGAUUAUCAGGUUUUUUUGUUCUGAACAUGAAAACACUAAAUUAAAAAAAACCCACUUUAAAUCAUUUUCAUUCAGAAAACAAAAAAUAGAAAAUAUCCAGAAAUGCUUUUUUUUUUUUUUAAUUGUUAUUAUUAUUAUAGGGGGGAAACUGCCUGGAAGUCACUUUAAUAAAAGCACAAAAACAUGAUGAAAGCAAGUUCAGUAUAGCCUCAUAAAUAAGGAUGACACUGAUUUAGUCUAGGAGGGGUCAGUGAAGGCACAGCUGGAUCAUUCAGAAUACAAUGAUGAGUUAGGGUCUUUGGACUGGUUUUACACCUCAGGGCUCUCUGGUAUCAGGACCUGAAGGAGUAAGGCAUAAAGAGGGCCAUCAGUGACCCUUCUUUUAGUUUUUAAUGAUGAUUUUACUUCAUUUCAAAGUAAAAAACUGUCAGCUGAGAACAUCCCACUACAGGAACCCUGAUCCUGAACAGUUCUACAGGAUCUGAUGUUAUUAAAGAUACCAGACAGGAUGAGGGGUAUCCACAUCCAGACUACAGAUCCAUGAGUGGUUCAGGUCUGGACUGUAGAUCCAUGAGCGCUACAGGUCUGGACUAGAGAUCCAUGAGCAGUUCAGGUCUGGACUAUAGAUCCAUGAGCAUUUCAGGUCUGGACUAGAGAUCCACAAGUGGAUCAGGUCUUUCUCAAACAACAUUAACAUGACUUUCCCAUCUCUAAUUGGUCGAGGAGAUCCGUCACAACAGCAGAACUUUGACCUUCGACACUAGAUCAGAUCUGAUGGUAACAGGAAAUGACCUUCAUGACACCUGACCCUGGUCCAGUUUGGUGGUUUUGUUAUCUGCACAGUAAAAAGGAUCACUGAACAUUUGCAACCUUCAGGAUCCGGCAUGUUUCCGAUGUCUUUGUUUGAUGUAGACAUUCUAUAACAGUAUUUUUUAGUAAUUGAAGACGAAGUUGUUCAUCCUUACAGUCUUUACUAGGCUUUAGAAGGAUGGUGUCAUCUUUGCCUUUUCCUUCCAGACCAGUCUAGACCCGUAGUUGUCUUUCCAGUCCAACCAGUACCAGUUAGGGUCACUUGCUAAAUAAGUAAAUCAGCAUAUCCUUGAAAAUGAAUGACCAUCUGAGGGAGAAAACCUGUUAAAGAGGCCCAGCUAUCCUCUUAGCUGGUGGCUAAUUGGCCCUCAUUCAUUCUUAAAAACAUGUAGAGAUACCAAACCACAGAGAUGAUGGAUGGGCUGUUGAUUUAAAUGUGGACUGUCCUGGUAUCUGAAUGGCUAAAGCUAAUCUUUAAUUCUAAAUGUAAACACUGAGACAGUCUUUAAUGAAUUUUAGAGUCUCCAAAUCUUCAUUUUCUCCUUCUAACAGAGAACAUGUGGUCUGUGAGGACGGUCUGAACCACAGUGAUGAUGUCUGACUCUGACUAAGGACUCUCUCUGAACUCCAUCUGUCAAAGAUCCCUCUGAGACUCUGGUCCAUCAGUGAAGUAGACUCCAUGUUUGAUGAUCAGGUCUGACCACAUGGCUGGGAUUCUGAGCUAUUAAAAAGCCUUUGGAUGUGUGACUGGGGGACCAGGAAUAAAACACUCAUUAUAGAAAUCAUUAUCUCUACUGUACUGCUGUGUAAACAUGCUGAACUCAUUUAACUGCUGAAAUACAUUCUUGUCGAACAACUAAUCAUUUGCCUGGAGAGAGUUCUGGUGUCCUGUGAUUGGAUAGAGGCCACAUCACACUCUGAUCCGGCCUAUAAGAACCAGGCAUUUGCCUGGAGAGAGUUCUGGUGUCCUGUGAUUGGAUAGAGGCCACAUCACACUCUGAUCCGGGCUAAAAGAACCAGGUUUUAUGCUGGUUUUAUAUCUAAAAAGUUAGCCUCACUCUUCAUUCUGCUGUGAUAGAGAUAUCCUUGUGUAAUACAGACAUCAUGUGUUAUUUUGUUGAUUGAGCACCCCCUGGUGGCAGAAUCUACAUGCUGUAAAUGAGGUUUGAUUAACCCUCUAGUGUCACUCUGGACAUUUAUGUCUAUGAUGGUGAGCUUUCUCUUUGACUCCCAGAUCAUUUUGUCUGUGUCGCUGUGUUUUUUUUUUGUUUUUGUUUUUGUUUUUGUUUUUGUUUUUUUGUUUGUUUGGUUGGUUUUUUUCUUGAUACAUUUUGAAAUGCCAAUUUCAUUUUCAAACAGACUUGUCUAAAACUUGUACAUCCUUUAAGUCCAUUCUGGACAAAGAUGUCCAUUGUGAACUUUUUUAAAAUCUUAGAAGAACCCUGGAAAUGGCUAGUUUAACUGGUGCUUUUACAAAAAAAAUUCACCAUGGCAGGCUUUCUGUUGACUUUGCAAUAUGAGUCCAAGAAGCUUUUUUGCUAUUCUUCUCAGUUCCUCAAAGUGAACUUUUCCACCAAAUUUCAUGGCUGUACAAGUAUGUUAGUAUAUGAAAUAAAAAGAUCAUAACCAAGCCUUUUCAUGAAGACUUUUGACCUUUAAAUAUCUGUGAUAUUAAUGUCUUGAAAAGGCCUGGGCAAAAGUGACUCCCUGUUGGGAAUUCACCAUGACGAUAAGAGACUUUUUUAUGCGUCUCAGGACGCUGUGCACAAAAUUUAAUUUCUCCAGGUGGAAAACAAUUUAGUGUUUUAUCUUUGACAUAUCCAUGACUUUGGUUGAAAAAAAUCCCCCAGCCACCUAACAUUUGUCUUUUUUUUUAGAAGAAAUCUAAUUUUUCUGAUUUUUUUUAUUACUACAUCAACAGUGACUUUUUAUAUUCUGACAUCUAAAGGGUUAAAAUCAUGAUAAUCACUUAGUAUUUGGUAGUUUUGAUCAGGACUAAAGUUGAUUAAGAGGACUUAAAUAAUCAGGGAUUUUUAUAUAUAUAUAUAUAUAUAUAUAUAUAUUAACAUAACAUAAAACAUGGCAGACUGGAAAAAUGAGAGGAAUAAAAUAUAAUAAACCCAAGACAAUCUAACAUAAUACACAAUACAAUCUCCAGUAAUAUUACAGGACAUCAAAUCUCUGCUCCUUGACUGUGAACCAAGGUCUAACUAUGGUGCAACAGUGGUUAGACCAUGGUCUAACCACCAUCUUACCAUGGUCUUACCAACGUGCAACCAUGGUCUAACCCAGACUGUGGUUAGACCACGAUUAGACUGGUUGGACACUGGUUAGACCAUUAGACUGUGGUUAGACACUGGUUAAACCAUGAUUAGACUCUGGUUAGACAUUGGUUGGACCAUGAUUAGACUGUGGUUAGACCGUCUUACUACCGUCUAACCAUGAUUAGACUGUGGUAAGAUACUGGUUAGACCAUGAUUAGACUGUGGUUAGGCACUGGUUGGACUAUGAUGAGACUGUGGUUAGACACUGGUAAGACCAUGAUAAGACUGUGGUUAGGCACUGGUAGGACCAUGAUUAAACUUUGGUUAGGCACUGGUUGGACCAUGAUUAGACUGUGGUUAGAUCGUCUUACUACCAUCUAACCAUGAUUAGACUGUGGUUAGAUCGUCUUACUACCAUCUAACCAUGAUUAGACUGUGGUUAGAUCGUCUUACUACCAUCUUACCAUGAAUCGACUGUGGUUAGAUCGUCUUACUUCCAUCUAACCAUGAUUAGACUGUGGUUAGACCGUCUUACUACCAUCUAACCAUGAUUAGACUAUGGUUAGACCAUCUUACUACCGUCUAACCAUGAAAAGACUGUGGUUAGAUCGUCUUACUACCAUCUAACCAUGAUUAGACUAUGGUUAGACCAUCUUACUACCGUCUAACCAUGAAAAGACUGUGGUUAGAUCGUCUUACUACCAUCUAACCAUGAUUAGACUAUGGUUAGACCAUCUUACUACCGUCCAACCAUGAUUAGACUGUGGUUAGACCGUCUUACUACCGUCUAACCAUAAUUAAACUGUGGUUAGAUUGUCUUACUUCCGUCUAACCAUGAAUAGACUGUGGUUAGAUUGUCUUACUUUCGUCUAACCAUGAAUACACUGUGGUUAGAUUGUCUUACUUUCGUCUAACCACGGUAAAACUGCAGUUAGACCACUGUUAGACCAUUGUUUAUGAAUCCUUUGUCAAGAUCUCUAAAUGUUCACUGAUAGCAAUACUCUGUUGACUUAAUCAGGUUUUCAAAGGCACUUUGAGGUUGUUGGAGGUGUUUUAAAUAUCAGAGCCACUCCUGAGGCCCCUUAGGACUUUAAGACCUUUCUCUUUGCUUGUUGUGUAAACAGUAGCCUCCAUCGAGAGAGGCUCAAGGGAUGCUUCGUUGGUGUCGUCUCUCUUUCACUUCCUGUGUCCUCUUGAUCUUCAGCCCUGUCUGUUUCUUUAUUAAGAAGUUGGAGGUAUUAUGGAGUUCACCUCCAUCUAUCCCUGUAUUAUCUGUCUGCCCGUUGCUGAUGUGUGUCUCUCCUUGAAGCCAUAAGGAUGUGUAUGCAGCGCCUCCAUCAGUCUACCUUUGGUUAAGUUCAGACCUGCUGGGUUCACUUCUCUUUGCAGUCACUCUGUUGGCCCCAGCUGUUGGGAGAUCUCAAACCUGAAUUUAAUAACUCAACUUAGAAGAAUAAGACUGUUGGUCAGUUUGGAGUACAAAUAUCACUGGACCCUUAAACUCCACAUCUACCACUGACAUGACUGAUAAUCAACCCUGCUGGAGAAAAUCACCGUCGUUGAAGGUUUCCAUGAAAGACGGAGUGGACAUGGAGUGAACCCAGCAGGGAGGCCCUCUGUUUCCCCUCACUCUAAGCUCAGACGGAGCAGAACGUCCCAGUCUGAUACCCAGAUCUGAUCCCCAUUAGGAUCCCCGCUGCUUCUCAAAGACAGUCCGGUUCAGAUUGGCAGCUUCAUCACGCUUCAGUUUGACUUGGUCUUCAUGUUUGCGUGCUUUUUGAAAACUUUGGAUUGACAUAGAGUUCUUUGUGCUUUGCUUUAUUUUUUUUUUGCUUCAUGUAAAUGCUUAAAGAAAAGUGUAUAUAUAUAUUUGAUUUUCUAAAGAAGUGUUGGAUUUGAGUUCUUCUCUGUCGAAGGUUUGUGUGUUCUCAAAGAAAAAAAAACCUGCUGAUGUGUUCUGCCCUCGCCACUCGAUGGUCCGUUCAGAUGGGGUGAGGUUUAUCGCAGAGACUAAGUGUUGACUGUUUUUUGACGUGGAAACUGUUAAAUUUGCUUGAUUGGAAAAGAUACAUGUCCAUGUUUACUUUCUUUUUAUUAUUUCAA